AUGGCGGAAAGCGUGGUAGAACAACGAGGAUCCAGUAAGACCAAGGUCAAGGUGUUUAUGAUUGGAUGGGCUGGAUGUAACGACCGGUAUCUAAGCAAAUAUGCUCCGGUAUACCAGAGAUUGGGGUAAGUUUUUAAGUUUAUAAUCUUACCUUUCCUUUCAAUAAACAUUUUUAAAUUUAGAGUCUGUUUUGCACUUUUAAAAUGACUUUUUAAAAAAUAUUUUUAGAACAGAACCCCACAUGGCUUGUCCCCAGCUCUACCAAGGUUUAUAUCUUCGUGUAACGCCGAAAGUUGUUCGAAAAUACUUUGAAGAAAUUGACACGAUCAUCACAGAGGCUUCAGAAGACACGCAGAUUGUUUUUCACAUAUUCAGUAACAAUGGCACUGGCAUUUUUGCUUAUUUGUGGGAUAUGAUUGGAAAGGAGAGGAGUCACUGGAAACAACAGAUUCAAGGCAUUAUUUUUGAUAGGUAAGGCGUGGUUUUGCAUUGGAAGUGAGGAGUUGUUGAGCAAAAUUGUCAUAAGAUUUGUUUUUUAAGUUGGCAAAAGAAAAUAGGCGAAAUGAUGGUUCUGCAGCCUACGAAACAGUGAAAAAUGGAGGUCGCAGCUCGCGCGCACUUUUUUGAAGAGUUUUGCAUUGGAAUGAGGAUAAUAGGAACUCAAAGAUAAAUUUUAAAAAAAUUUUUUAAGUUUUACUUACAUUUUUAAAAAUCUGCGUAAAAACCUCGGCCGCAGCGUGCGCAUAUCGCUUUUACCUUUCUUUGCAGCCUGCGCAAAUUUCUGAUUUAAAAUGGUAUAAAAGCCUACCCUAUCUUACAAUUUAAGUAAAAACAAUGUAAAAAUGCAAUUUCAGUGGCCCAGCAACCGCCGAGAACCCAUUAGUCUGGACUAAAGCCUCCUACUACACCAAUGUACCGCCAACUCAACAUGGUACACUAACCUACUUGUUACACAUGAUAUUGUUGGCACCAUUCUUUAUAUUUUACGUGGCUUACAUCAAAUUGAGAGGUCUGGUGGAUCCUGGCUAUAGGAAAAAGGUAGGUUUUUAUUUUUUAAAAUUUUUUUGCACUGUGCAAGCGGGUUUGAAGCUUUUAAAAAAUUUUUGAAAAUAAAAUUUAAUUUGUGGAAACUGGUUUUAAAAUAUGUUAGUAAUACCUUUACUUUCUUUUAUGGUUAAAAAAAUUUUGAAUUUUGGCACGGUUUGGUUGGAAAAAUGAAUUCAAGUUUUUUGACUGCACCGUGCAGAUUGUUGAAAUCUUUUUAUUUUUAUGUCAUUUUUAAUUAAAUCUAUUUUUUGCAAAAUUUUUUGUUGUGUAAAGAAAGUCCUUGCCAUUUUUUGUUGUGUAAAAAAAAUUCUUGCUAUUUUUUGCUUUCUAAAGAAAGUUCUUGCCAUUUUUUGUUGUGUAAUGAAAGUUCUUGCCAUUUUUUGAUUUGUAAAGAAAGUUCUUGUCAUUCUUUGUUGCGUAAAGAAAAUUCUUGCCAUUUUUUGAUUUUUAAAGAAAGUGCUUGUCAUUCUUUGUUUUGUAAAAGAAGUUCUUGUACCUUGUAACGUUUUUUCUCCAAAAUUUAAUUAAGACCUUACUUUAGGUCCUACCCAACAACUUGUUAGAAUCCUUCGACGAUCUUCCACAAAACCAACUCUUUCUAUAUUCGGAGAAGGAUGCCGUUUGUGAUCACACAUUGAUUUCCCAUUUUAUCAACAUCCAAUUGGCCAAAGGAAAGUUGGUUGAGACUAAAUGUUGGCCAAGUUCUGGUCAUGUAGCUCAUUUGCGAAGGUAUCCUGACGAAUAUUCUGAAUUAUGCAAAUCUUUCGUCGAAAAAUGCUUUGGCACUAAGUUCAAUGUUUAG
This is a messenger RNA of Bursaphelenchus okinawaensis, 1849 nucleotides long. The record is from the annotation of a GenBank genome assembly. Lineage: Eukaryota; Metazoa; Nematoda; Chromadorea; Rhabditida; Aphelenchoididae.